Messenger RNA from Orbilia oligospora ATCC 24927, 1569 nucleotides. RefSeq lists its product as uncharacterized. Bases 1 to 1569 code for a protein of 522 amino acids. Gene Ontology annotation, biological process: lipid storage. The record is from RefSeq and is a predicted model, not a curated record. Gene Ontology annotation, cellular component: lipid droplet. The transcript has 3 exons. Gene Ontology annotation, molecular function: lipase activity. NCBI's taxonomy places the organism in Eukaryota, Fungi, Ascomycota, Orbiliomycetes, Orbiliales, Orbiliaceae.
AUGAGCACCCAAACGCCUUCCAAACGCUCCAAAUAUGCCAACGAUGAGGAGCGCAAAGCUGCCGCCCGUGAGCGACAACGACUUUACGCUGCCCGGAAGCGCGCCGAAGCAAAGGAGGCCAAACUCCGCGAGUCCCAGUCCUCAAUUGAUCUCGAUGUUGUCCCACCACCGCCCGAGUCGGUAAUAAUUGUUGCAGCUGCUGUACCUGACAUUGUACCCGAGGUUGAAGCCCCGCUGCCCGUGAAAAAACGUGUUUCACGAAAGUCUGCGAUUGAUGCGACUGUGGUGACCACGGCGACGGUCAAUGCUCCAACCACUCCGAGAAAACGUGCCGGUCGUCGCAAGAACGAUGAGAAGGGAGAUGUUGUUGGAAUGAAUGGCGACAACGCAGUUCACGUUGUUUCGAACUUCGAUGAUACAGGGCACUCUUUGAAGCCAGAACAUAUCGAUGUAGAUAUCGCGGAGAAUGUCUCAAUUCCAUGGUCAUCACUAGUACAAUCAUUCUCUAAGCCAUUGACUGUGGAAUCAUUUGUUCCGCCAUCUUUGCGCCCUACGGACACCCUCCUCAUCCCCCCACAGCCCUCUCCAACCUCUCAACUCUACUCCCUCCCAGUGACCCCAUACGCUAUUCUCCAUAUCCCUGGCAAUCCCGGCCUAGUUUCGUACUACACACACUAUCUCGCGGCUCUUUCAGACCAUCUUUCCAACAUCCCGGGAUGUGAAUUCACGAUUUUCGGUGCCUCUUUAGGCGGAUUUAAUACUUCUGAAUCUCCAGAUUCACCAUCUUCUUUCGUAUCUCUACAAGACCAAAUAUCUCGUCAAGUAGAAAUGGUAUCCCACUUACUAACCACCCACCCAUCUCUUAAAAUCAUAAUAACAGGGCACAGCCUAGGCGCCUACCUCCUACUCUCCCUUCUUCACAAUCUCUCACUCCACAAUCCAGAUUUGAAAUCAAGAAUAAUAGGAGGAAUUGGUCUCUUCCCCGCAUUAACCCAUCUCGCAAAAUCGAGUUCCGGAAGAACGGUAACUCCGUUCGUAAACAUUCCUGGUGUUCUACCGUUUUUGGUUGUUUUGGCAAAAGUUUUGGUUACAUUGAUACCAGCGGUUAUAUUAAACUUUUUGAUGAAGAUAUUGAUGCCUGCGCAUGAACAGAGUGCGAGGGAUACUACGUUAUCGUUUCUGAAGAGUCCUUUGGGGGUUAAGCAGGCGUUAUAUCUUGGUAGAGAUGAGUUAUUGCAUAUUAAAGAUGAUGAAUGGGGUACUAGCGUUUGGGGCGAUGAAGGUAGUAAUGGCAAUACGGAGUUAGUGUUCUACUAUGGAGAAAAGGAUCAUUGGGUAUUUGAUGGUGAGAGGGAGAAGUUGAUCGAACAGAGAGGGAGAGGAGGGGUCAGAUGGAUUGAAAAGGAUGGAUGUGAAAUUAUGCAAGAUAGAUGGAAGCCCAGAAUGAUUGUUUGUGAAGAGGGGGUUAGGCACAGUUUUUGCGUUUCGACUGAAUUCUCGGAGUUAAUGGCAGAUAAGACAGCGAGAUGGGUGGAAGAUAUCGUGGAGAAAGAUAUGAGGGGCAUAUGA